CUUUUUUCGUCAGUUAAAUUAAAAUUCAAAAAGUAUUUAAAUGGAGAGGAGAAAAAAGCUAUAUUAUUUAAACAAUUUAUUCCUAGAAGUGUUUUACAGAAUAAGCCACUAUAUCAUCUAGGAUUUUUGUUAACUAACUAUUUUACGAUGUGCCCGUAAAGUAACUAGUACCAUGAUCAUAUAAACAGGUCCCGACACCCACUAGGGAAAACCGUCCGAAAAUUGAAUCAUGAAAACUCAACAUGGGAAGCAACAGAGUUCUCGUUUUUGGAAGAUAGACAAGGAAGAAUAAAGUAUCUCUGCUUCUGAUUGAGACAUUCGUGGCAUAUCACACAUGCGUAGAACACUAACCUUCUUGUCUUUCAAGUUAAUUUUUCACAACUCAAUUUUCGGACGGUUUUCCCUAUACUUCAGUAUCUGAGUACCGAGAUUUGUUUAUGAAUCGUAACUAGUACUGCUACAAAUUUUAAGAACUAAUUUUGAUGCUUGACUUAUGUUCAUUUGAUAGUAGAUAAUUGCUAUAAUAAAUAGACACAUAUGUAUUUAUAGGGAAUAAUUUAAAAUAUUUAACAUAUUAAAACAUUCAUCUUUUUUUUUCUUUUGUAAAAAAAUAUUUAAUCCCUUUUUUAACUUUUUUAAACAUAUUAUGCAUGUUUUAUAACAUAGGAUUUUCUUAAAAUUCAAAUAGUAUUUAAUAGCAGCUUUUUUAUUGUGCUAAGGUUAUAGUAAACGGCUUGAGUACAAUUUUAUUUAUUUUUAAUAUGUUCUUACAAGAUCCAAAAACAAAGAUAACAAUAUUUUUCAGGAAUCAUUUAUACAUUAUUGUUGUACAAUAACAUUUAUAAAAUUAUUUAUUGGCAGUUAAUAAUAUAUAAAAUUCUAUAAGUUCUACAAGGAAUAUUUCUUAUUCUUUCCAUAUUCCAGUGAUAGAUACCUACAAAACAGUAACCUACAAAACAGUAACCUACAAAACAGAGUUUAAGAGAAAAAAUACUAUUUUUAUUGUUUUACUUUUAGAAACGCAAAAAAAAAAAAAAUAUUCUGUAGUUAUUUUACAACAAUUUAAAAUAAACAGACCAUUAAAUCGUAAAUCAAUUUGCCAUGUUUAUGUUAUGAAGGUUAUAUUGACAUUAAUAUAAAGGAUGGAACAGGAUCUGAAGACGAAAAUCGAUCAGGCUUGUCGAACAGCCGAAGAAUUUACAAAACUUUAUUAUGAAAGUUUAGAUAAACGCAGAUAUCUUAUAUCAAGGUUAUAUUUGGAUACUGCGACUUUAAUAUGGAAUGGGAAUGGUAUUGAAGGCAAAGAUAACAUACAGAAAUUUUGGACAGAUUUGCCACCUUCAGAUCAUUCUGUUUUUACUUUAGAUGCUCAACCAAUAACGGGUCCUGAGGUGGCAGAUCAAUUAACAUUUCUUGUAAAAGUUGGAGGGCAAGUAAAGUAUGAUGAUAAAACAUCGAAACCAUUUAACCAAAGCUUCUUAAUUGCAGCUAUGGGAGAUAAGUGGAAAAUUGUAAGCGAUUGUUUCCGAGUACAAGAAGCAAUAGAAAAUGUAAAUUGAAAUAUAAAAUAAGUUAAUUUA
This is a messenger RNA of Bombus huntii, 1580 nucleotides long. It is a transcript of the gene Nxt1, whose product is annotated as NTF2-related export protein. The record is from RefSeq and is a predicted model, not a curated record. The coding region runs from base 1143 to 1559 and encodes 138 amino acids. NCBI's taxonomy places the organism in Eukaryota, Metazoa, Arthropoda, Insecta, Hymenoptera, Apidae. Gene Ontology annotation, cellular component: nuclear pore central transport channel. The transcript has 4 exons. Gene Ontology annotation, biological process: protein import into nucleus.